Suillus fuscotomentosus is the source of this 892-nucleotide messenger RNA. RefSeq lists its product as uncharacterized. The record is from RefSeq and is a predicted model, not a curated record. Gene Ontology annotation, biological process: protein phosphorylation. Bases 400 to 693 code for a protein of 97 amino acids. Gene Ontology annotation, molecular function: ATP binding; protein kinase activity. The transcript has 3 exons. Lineage: Eukaryota; Fungi; Basidiomycota; Agaricomycetes; Boletales; Suillaceae.
AGCAAGUACUCUGACUACCAUUGUACUAUGUACAACGUCUCCAUCAACACAUGUAACUGAUCAUCAACUGGCCCCACAGUACCUCAAAAAUCGUCUGAAUCUUGACUCAUCUAUUGAAUCCUCAUUACUCGAUAUCUAACACAGGAUGAACCCAAUGCGGCGAUCCUUGAAGCGAGCUUUGACGUACAUUAUCUACCAUGUACAAUAACUUCGUCACUAUGGUCAUUUCCCCCACUCAGAGCACGAGGACUUUUACCUUGUCCAGGAAACAUACUUAAGCUGGACCCGCUCAGGCAGUAUGACACUCAUCAUCUAGAUUCUGCUUCCUGUCUGCCAUCCAUCCCAACUUGAAAUCUAUCCACCAAUACUCAUUUUUGUAGUCACCCAUACCAUCCUCCAAUGGCUUGUAAUCUCGCAAAUAUCCAUGUACCUGAGCUGACGGGAAGAGUCGUGACCACCGACAAUCGCGCAUCCGGCAGUGGAAACUUCGCAGACGUUCGGAAGGGAAUCUACACCCAGCAAGGUCAUAGUAAUACCGUAGCUGUGAAGAUAUUGAGACCACCACUUCUGUCAGACAUGCGUCUUGCGAGGAAAACCAUACGGGCAAAAGCUUGGAGUACGCUGAAUCAUCCCAACGUGGUUGGAUUCAUCGGUGUGUGCUAUCAAGAUAUGCGAUGUGGUACCCCCAAGUAGCAUGUGGUUAAUGCUGACGGCCUGCUGGGGAUGCGACUGGCUGUAUCCGAAUUGAGAACAUCUAUCCUGGUUUGCAGUAAGCUACAUGGUGAAACUUUGUAGAUCAUACAGAACGUCCUUUACACUACAUAUAAUUAACAUAUACAUAAGAUUAUAUAUUGUGGAUUAUUAUAAGCACGGAGCGUUUGAUCUCGCGGAA